GGCCGUCGUUCGCUGACCGGCGCGCCGACCAGUGUCCAAAAUCAGAUACGGUCGAGGAUUCCCCCCAGACCGGAGGCGACGGGGCCGGGAACUCCGUCUGCAAGCGGCCAAAAUUGGAUACGGAUGAAGAUUCCUCCCAGACCAAAGGGGCCCGCCCCGCAACCCCUGGCUGGGCACGCAGUGCUGAGAGUGACACACCAACGGCAAAGGCCGUCCGAGGGCAAAAAUCAGAUACGGACGAAGAUUCCUCCCAGACCAAAGGUGCCCACCCCACAAGCCCUGGCUGGUCGCGUAGUGCCGAGAGUGCUGCACCAACGGCCUGCCCACAACCGGUCGGCCCUUGGGGCCCUCAUCCGGCCUCGCCCACCCUCAAACAAUCGGUCACUGGAGCCCUUGUCUGGCCAGGCUCGCCCACCGCCGAUUGGCACAGGGGCCCUCAUCCGGCUGGGCCUGCCCACCUCCGGUCGCCCCCUGCUACCGUCAUUCGGCCGGGCUCACCCACCGCCGGUCGGAUCCUAGGGUCCUCGUCCAGCCCGGCCCGCCCACUGCCGGUCGGCUCCCAGGGCCCUUGUCGGGCCAGACCCGCACACUGCCGGACGGCCCCCAAGGAACUUGUCCGCCUAGGCCCGCCCACCUGUGGUCGGCCCCUGGGGCCCUCUUCCGGCCCAGCUCAUCCACCACCGGUCGGCCCCCAGGGCCCUCAUCAGGCCCGACCAUACCACCACCGGUCGGCCACCGGGGCCCUCGUCAGGCCUGGCCCACCCACCACCGGUUGGCCCCUGGGGCCCUCACCUGGCCCAGCCUGCCCACCACCAGUCGGCCCCCCGGCCCGGCCCGCCCAGCACAUGACGGCCCCCAGGGCCAUCGUCUGGCCCGGCCAGCCCACCACCGGCCGGCCCCCAGGGCCUUUGCACGGCCCCCCCGCCUGCCACAAAUCGGCCCCUGGGGCCCUCGCCCAGCCCGGACCAUCCAGCACCAGUCAGUCCCUGGGGCCCUUGCACGGCCCGCCCCACCAACCACCAGUCGGCCCCCGGGACCCUCGCCUGGCCCAGCCCGCCCACAACCGGUUGGCCCCCGGGGUCCUCGUCAGGCCCGGCCCGCCCACCACCAGUCGGCCUCCGGGGUCCUCGUCCGGCCAGGCCUGCCAAACACUGGUUGGCCCCCGGAGCCCUCACCCAGCCCGGCCAUACCACCACCGGUCAGCCCCUGUGGCCCUCACCUGGCCCGGCCUACCCACCCCCGGUCGACCCCUUGAGCCUUCGCCUGGCUCCGCCCGCCAACCACCAGUCGGCCCCUGGGGCCCUCGCCUGGCCCGGCCUGUCCACCACCAGUUGGCCCCCGGGGACCUUAUCCAGCCCGAGCCACUCACCGCUGGUCGGCCCCCGGGGCCCUUGCAUGGCCCGGCUCACCCACCGCCGGUCGGUCCCCGGGGCCCUUGCCUGGCCCGGCCUGCCCACCACCGGUCAACCCCGGGGCCCCGCUCUGGCCUGACCUGCCCACCACCGGUGGGCCCCCGGGGCCCUUGCCUGGUCCUGCCCACCCACCACCAGUCGGCCCUCAGGCCCCUUGCCCAGCCCGGCCCGCCCACCACUGGUCGGCCCCUGGGGCCAUCGUUAGGCCAGGCCCGCCCCCCUCCGGUCGGCCCCGGGGCCCUCAUCAGGUCCGGCCCUCCAACCAACAGUCGGCCUUCGGGGCCCUCGCCCGGCCCAGCCAGCCCACCACUGGUCAGCCCCCGGGGCCCACCCCUGGCCCCGCCCUACAACCACCCGUCGGCCCCCGGGCCCCUCGCCUGGCCCGGCCCGCCCACCACUGCUACGCCCCCCACGGCCCUCGCCCGGCCUGGCCCGUCCCACUACCAGUUGGCCCCCGGGGCCCUCGCCCGGCCCGCCCUAUCACCAGUCGGCCCCUGGGGCCCUCGCCCAGCUCUGCCCGCCCACCACCGGUCGGCCCCCGGGACCCUUGCCCGGCCAGGCUUGCCCACCACCGGUCGGCCCCCAGGGCCCUUGCCCGGCCCGGCACGGCCACCACAGAUCGGCCCCCGGGACCCUUGCCUGGCCCGGCAGGCCCGUCACCAGACAGCCCCCUGGGCCCUCGCCUGUCCCGGCCCGCCCACCACCUGUCGGCCCCCUGGGCCCUCGCCUGGCCCCGCCCUACCACCACCGGUUGGUCCCGGGGCCCUCGCCCAGCCCAAUCCGCCAACCUCCGGUUGGUCCCCGGGGCCCUCGUCAGGCCCGGCCCACCCUCCACCAGUCGGCCCCCGGGGCCCUCGCCCAGCCCGCCCACCCACCAACAACAG
Messenger RNA from Neopelma chrysocephalum (saffron-crested tyrant-manakin), 2296 nucleotides. Its product is annotated as basic proline-rich protein-like. The annotation marks the transcript as partial. The transcript has 4 exons. Lineage: Eukaryota; Metazoa; Chordata; Aves; Passeriformes; Pipridae. The record is from RefSeq and is a predicted model, not a curated record.